Andrographis paniculata is the source of this 717-nucleotide messenger RNA. RefSeq lists its product as uncharacterized. The transcript is spliced from 2 exons. Gene Ontology annotation, biological process: DNA integration. NCBI's taxonomy places the organism in Eukaryota, Viridiplantae, Streptophyta, Magnoliopsida, Lamiales, Acanthaceae. Bases 1 to 717 code for a protein of 238 amino acids. Gene Ontology annotation, molecular function: nucleic acid binding. The record is from RefSeq and is a predicted model, not a curated record.
AUGGAGGAGCAAAAGGAAUCAACGAUUACCACUGAUCAAUGUAUUGUAUUUACCAGCGAUAGAGUGGCCGCCUUCGUUGCACAGUACAGGAUUGCUCUUUUACAUUUGUCACCGUAUUAUGCGCAAGCGAAUGGUCAGGCCGAAGCAGCCAACAAAGUCUUAAUUGGGGUAAUCAAAAAGGCUGUGGAGGAUAACCCGAGAAGAUGGCACGAAGUGUUAGGGGAGGCUUUAUGGGCUUGUAGGCAAUACCAAAAUAAAGCCACUGGUUGCACUCCAUUCCAAUUGGUCUAUGGACAAGAGACAAUAUUGCCAUUGGAAAUCACGGUGCCAUCACUACGAGUGUUGAAACAGAAUUUGCUUAGUCCUGAGCAGUAUGACACAAUGAUUUUACGGAGAUUGGACUACGUACACGAGGAUCGGAUGAUGGCCUUAGAGAAUAUCAGGGCAAAUAAAAUGAAAGUAGCACGAGCUUACAACAAAAAGGUACGUCGGCGGACAUUCCAAGAAAGAGAUUUGGUAUGGAAGGCAGUGUUACCCGAAACAUUCAAAGAUAAUAUGCUCAGGAAAUGGUCUCCUACAUGGGAAGGUCUGUAUCAAGUGCGUAAGGUGUUACCUAACGGUGCUUAUAGAUUGAUGAGUAUUGAUGGGAUAGAACAUAGAAAUGUUAUUAAUGCUAAGCACCUUAAGGGAUACAUGUCACCACUCGAGUUCAAAUAA